Messenger RNA from Ylistrum balloti, 1386 nucleotides. RefSeq names its product lysosomal proton-coupled steroid conjugate and bile acid symporter SLC46A3-like. Gene Ontology annotation, cellular component: membrane. The record is from RefSeq and is a predicted model, not a curated record. The transcript has 4 exons. NCBI's taxonomy places the organism in Eukaryota, Metazoa, Mollusca, Bivalvia, Pectinida, Pectinidae. The coding region runs from base 34 to 1386 and encodes 450 amino acids. Gene Ontology annotation, molecular function: transmembrane transporter activity. Gene Ontology annotation, biological process: transmembrane transport.
AGGUGGUCGCACGGAACCCUCGCAGUGGUGUUAAUGCUAUUUUUGUUUAGUGGGUUACUUUCAACACUGUUAACGUCCCAAUAUAUAGUCCACUACUUUCAGAUUCACAUGUAUCCUAACUCCAAUCUAUCUACUUCUGAGGGUUCCGCCUGUAACGUAAACACGUCGACUGAAGUCUACCAUGAAAGGACUACUGUACAGAAGACGGCUUCAAGGUUCAAUAUCUACUUCAAGCUGGCAGAUAAUUUACCAGCUCUCGUAACUUGUGGGGUGAUUGGCGGACUGAGUGACCGUUUUGGGAGAACACGAGUUCUAACGUUUACAAUAAGUUUAUAUUUUCUAUGUAAUUGCAUUUCCAGUAUUAUCAUUUAUUUUGAGUUCAGUGUUUACUACCUCUUAAUUGGCAACAUGUUAAAUGGCUUCGGAGGUGGUUUUUACGGAGUACUUUCAGUUGGAUUCGCCUACAUUUCGGAUGUUACAAGGCCCGGAAAGCAACGAACUCUAAUGAUAACAUGUCUUGAAGCCGCCAUCGGAAUAGGUGCGGCACUUUCGGGGUUCGUUUCUGGGUUCGUUAUUCAGCGUGUCGGUUUCUUCUAUGCAAACAUAUGCGUGUGUGCAGCAACAGCCACUUCAGUGCUGGUUAUUGUGUUGUUUCUGCCGCAUUCACGCCCACGUGCCAUGUUUAUAGCCAAAACCUCCAUGUUUGAAAAUGCCCGCGCAUCAUUUAUAUUCUAUUUUCAGGCAUCUCCUAUAAGAUACAAAUAUGUACUGGGAAUAAUAACUUUCAUGACGGCGUCGCUUUCUCUUCUUGGUAGACCAAGUACAGAAAUUCUGUACCAAUUAAAUGCACCAUUUUGUUGGACGUCUGUUAAAGUUGGGUAUUACACGGCAAUUUCGGUUUCAACUUCAAUGAUAUUAGGUGUAGCUAUUGUCAAAGGUCUGCAGAUAUUUUUCGCCGAAGAAAUCAUCGCAAUUUUAAGUGCUAUCUCUGGAAUGUCAGCUUAUACUGUGGAGGCAUUAGCGGUUGAUGACGUCAUGUUGUUUAUGGUUCCAGUCAUAGGUUUCCUAAACGCUUUGGUGUUCCCGAUGGUUAGAUCCAUACUGUCCAAACUUACUCCCGCCGACAGACAGGGUGCUCUGUUCGCCGGAAUAGCCGUGGUAGAGAUAGUAGCUAACCUGGGGAGCAAUGUUGGAGCGUCAUCUAUCUAUGCAGCGACGGUUGGCACUAUGCGAGGCUUGGUUUUCCUGGUAUUCGCCAGUAUGUCUCUACUUACCGCAUGUCUUCUGCUGGUUUAUCGUAUCACAAAAGGAAGGUCGAAAACAGUACCAAUCGAGGAUGUUAACAAAGAUGUCACUAGCACACAGAUAAUGGAAGAAAAACUAUGA